Messenger RNA from Macrobrachium nipponense, 965 nucleotides. RefSeq names its product adhesive plaque matrix protein-like. Lineage: Eukaryota; Metazoa; Arthropoda; Malacostraca; Decapoda; Palaemonidae. The record is from RefSeq and is a predicted model, not a curated record. The coding region runs from base 105 to 875 and encodes 256 amino acids. The transcript has 3 exons.
CCGCUAACCCGUCCAGGGAUCGUCCUCUGCUUCAACUAGGAAUUGGCAAGAACAAAAUUACAAAGCGCUGAGAGAAACGGCCCCAAAUCAGCCUUCCCCCAAAUAUGGUGGUCUCAUCGAAGAAGAAAGCAGCUGCCACAGCUCUCAUGGUGCUGAUCGUGGCCUCUGCAGCCGGGUUGGCGAAAUCAGAGGCAGAAGCAGAUCCCGAGGCCUCUGCCGAUGCCGUAGCAGUAGCAGUAGCAGAAGCAGAAGCGGUAGCAGAAGCAGAAGCAGCUGCCGUAGCCAAACCGAGGGCUAAGCCCCAUCCAAAGAGCAAAGCCGAAGCCAAGGCCAAAGCAUCCUACGAUGCGCCUUGUUAUCCCCAGGUGGAGUACGUGACGCACUACCUCAAGGAUGUUCAGCAGGUACCAGUCUACUCCACCGUGUACAAGCAGCAGUUCAUUCCAACCACCCUAUACCACACCCACUACCACACGCAGCACCAGACGCAGUACCAGACCGAGUACGUGCCCAAGUACGUCACCAAGACGACGUACCAGACCAAGAUCCAGUACGUCACCAAGUACCGCACCCACCACCACACCGACUACCACACGCAGUACCUGACGCAGGUACAGUACGUGCCACAGUACAUCACCAAGACGGACUACGUCACGCAACACGUCACCCAGAAAGCAUACAAGACGGUGUACAAAACGCAAUUCGUGCCCCAGUACUUCACCAAGACGCAGGUGCAGCACCAUACCGAGUACCAGUCGCAACUGGUGCCCCAGUAUUACACGGUCACCAAGUACGAGAAGACUUACAAAACCGUGUGCCCAGAGCAGGCCUACGGGUAUGGCUACGGGUAUGAUUAUCUCAAUUAUGAUUACUGAAGAGUCGUCUGCUUGAAUUGCAUGUAUAUAGGUGUAUUUUAUCAAUAUUCUUUAAUCAUGUGAUGUAUAUGAAUUUAUAAAUAAUAUUUA